AUGCUGCGCUGUUUUGCUUUGUUCAUCAUCUUUGGAUGUGUGAACAAAGUUACGUGUCUUCAGAGUUCAUGUGGGGCCGAGCAGGAAGGCGCCGCCCCGCAGGGAGCAGCGGGCUGCGGCUGCGGAAACCUAAACAGAGCCGCCGUGGACCCUGCGGUGGAGCACGGGACAGUUUCAGUAGACUCAGCUGUCAAAUACUCCAAAGGCGCCAAUGAGAGGCCGCCUGAGGCUCAGGGAGGGGAGAGGACAAUGCAGAGCCAGAUGGUGCUGAUUUCUGGAGGAGAAUUCCUGAUGGGGACGGACAACCCAGGCUUCCCUGCAGAUGGAGAAGGCCCUCAGAGGGUGGUGCAUGUGGACUCCUUCAACAUGGACAUCCAGGAAGUCACUAACAGGCAGUUCCAGAGCUUUGUCAAUGCCACAGGAUAUGUUACUGAGGCAGAGAAAUUUGGAGACUCAUUUGUAUUUGAGGGACUUUUGACUGACACAGUCAAAAACCAAAUCACUCAAGCAGUGGCUGCUGCCCCCUGGUGGCUUCCAGUCAAAGGGGCACACUGGAGGCACCCUGAGGGUCCAGACUCCAACAUUGCAGACAGGCCGGACCAUCCUGUUCUACAUGUGUCCUGGGCAGAUGCUGUCGCCUACUGCUCCUGGGCCAACAAGAGACUUCCUACAGAGGCAGAAUGGGAGUACGCCUGCAGGGGCGGCCUGAAAGACAGACUUUACCCCUGGGGAAACAAGUUGAACCCUAAUGGACAACACUAUGCCAACAUCUGGCAGGGGGAUUUCCCCGGUCAUAACUCUGGAGAAGAUGGAUACAUCAAAACCUCACCUGUGAUGUCUUUUCCCGCCAAUGGCUUUGGUCUGUAUGACAUGGUGGGGAAUGCUUGGGAAUGGACUUCAGACUGGUGGAAUGUGCAUCACACCACAGACCGGCAACACAACCCAAAAGGUCCUCCUUCAGGCACAGACAAGGUGAAGAAGGGGGGGUCAUACAUGUGCCACAAGUCUUAUUGUUACAGAUACCGAUGUGCGGCCCGAAGCCAGAACACUCCAGACAGCUCAGCCUCUAAUCUUGGUUUUCGCUGUGUCUCUCAGGAGCAACAGUGACCUGACCUGCUUGUAUUUCCUGCUCUCUGACCCCAGUGUUGGAGGCAGAGUAAAACCAUGAAAGCAGUAUUGAUAGUGAGGCUAUUUACGUGCCAUCGCAUUAGCUUGCAUCUGAAGGUGAUUUAAAAGAAGAAGAAAAGACAGAGGGCUUCAAACUGUUUGGAAUCAAGAAUGUCCUGUACUACUGCAAAUAGUGUCAGCACUCCUAAAUACUAAAAGUUUAUUUUUUUCAGACUCUUCAGACUUUUUCAUUCGAAAUGUAUAGAAACAUUCUCUUUACACCUCUGAGCACAAGUGAAAAGAGACCUGAGCAACUCAACUCAUUAUUUCUGCUUGGGUCAAAGAACUUAUCAGUAGCAAAGAUCAAUGUGGAAAGAGAUCUGAAUUUAAUUAAAGUCAGUUCUUAAUGAACAUGACCUAAUGUACAGUAUAACAACACAGAGAUUGUUGUAAAAAUAUUUUUCUAGACAUUUUUUUGCAAACUGUGAUAAGUCGGUGACUAAUGGAAUCCUGAAUGAAACCAUUUGUCUUUCUCUUUGUGUGUGAGUGUGCGCGUGCGUGUGCUUGUGUUCAUGUAUGCAUCUUCAAAUUGAAGGUUUUUAUAUAUUAAUUUUAUUGUUUCAACAUUUCGACAUGUUUGCCUGAUUAUAUCCCUUAGUUUUACUUUUGUGUGAAUUUUUCCAUAAUAAAAAGAAAAGCUAA
Seriola aureovittata is the source of this 1809-nucleotide messenger RNA. It is a transcript of the gene sumf1, whose product is annotated as sulfatase modifying factor 1. The transcript is spliced from 9 exons. The coding region runs from base 1 to 1107 and encodes 368 amino acids. Gene Ontology annotation, cellular component: endoplasmic reticulum. NCBI's taxonomy places the organism in Eukaryota, Metazoa, Chordata, Actinopteri, Carangiformes, Carangidae. The record is from RefSeq and is a predicted model, not a curated record.